Messenger RNA from Gigantopelta aegis, 3725 nucleotides. RefSeq names its product malonate--CoA ligase ACSF3, mitochondrial-like. Gene Ontology annotation, biological process: fatty acid metabolic process. The record is from RefSeq and is a predicted model, not a curated record. The transcript has 8 exons. Gene Ontology annotation, molecular function: medium-chain fatty acid-CoA ligase activity. Bases 236 to 2173 code for a protein of 645 amino acids. NCBI's taxonomy places the organism in Eukaryota, Metazoa, Mollusca, Gastropoda, Neomphalida, Peltospiridae.
AACCAGGAAUACGGCUCAAGUAACUUCUAGAUAUAUGUCAUGGGUUGUAUUACUACAGAAUUAUUAUUAUUAUUAAACAUGAUUUAUGAUGUUCGGAACACCUUUUGUUGUUACAAAAGUAGAUCUCUCCAGUUUAAAUACAACUACUAAUCAUAAUAAAAACAAUUUAUGCAGUGUUUUUUUUCCUUCUCACAAAUUGAAAUAAAAGUUAAAUAUUUUAAUUAGCUAAUAAUUCAUGAUUUUCAUCAUAUUGUUGAUAUUGUUUUUGUAUUUGUAUUUUCAGAUGAGUCAGAUGAAGCAAGUAUCAUUAAAAUUUCUGAAAAUAAAUGCCACACUAUCUAUUAAAUCCAUACUGUUGAAAAAGUUGCUUCCAGCUCCAAACUGGCAAUCAUCCAACUCCAGCAGACAACUUCAUAUAUGCACGAAGUGUUUGAGUAGGUUUUGUUACAAUUCCAAAAAAUCAAAUUUUGCAAUUCCUGUUUUCCUAAAAGCAGAAGAUCACAUAGGAAGAACUGCCAUCAUUGACCAAAAUGGCCGCUUCUCAUAUGAUGAUAUUCUUCACUACAGUACUGGUCUCUCUCACCAGUUGUUGAAGCUCGCUCAGUGCAGCAAUCUAAACAAUGGCAGAGUUGCAUUUUUGUGUGAGAACGAUGUGUCAUAUGUGGUCGCCCAGUGGGCUACCUGGAUAGCCGGGGGCGUGGCCGUGCCUCUCAGUAAAAGUCACCCAACCUCUGACCUGGAGUAUUUUGUGGCCGACUCGCAGAGCUCAUUGCUUGUGGCGUCGGAAGAAUUUUCACAAGUGCUGAUGCCUAUUGCUACCAAGCUACAAGUGCCGCUGAAGAUUCUGACAAAGCACGAUUUUGCUGGUGUUUAUGACACAGAAAGUAAUCUGUGGUUUAAAUCUGAUGACACCGUGACAACGAAGCGAAGAAAACGAAGUCGGCCAAAAGGAAAGUUUGAUGAUCUGGUGAACACUAACAAAUACAAACACAUGCCAGCCAUGAUUGUCUACACCAGUGGAACAACAGGGAGUCCAAAGGGUGUGGUGUUGACCCAUGGUAACCUGUACAGUCAGAUGUGUGCGAUGGUCGAGGCGUGGCAGUGGAGUCGAAACGACGUUGUCCUGCACGUUCUACCGCUGCAUCAUCUCCAUGGCAUCGUCAACGUCCUCAUGACAUCGUUAUUCUCCGGUGCCACAUGCUUGAUGAUGCCCAAGUUUGACGCCCAACAGGUGUGGGCCAAACUGCUGAACCCACAAGCAGGUUUUGAGGGGGAGAGAAUCAACAUGUUCAUGGCUGUACCCACCAUAUACGUGAAGUUGAUUGAGCACUUCGAGACGCGGAUCCGAACGGGCCGAGUGUCCCGGUUGGCGAGUCAGUAUGUGAAAUCCAUGUGUCAGACCAGAGUCAGACUGAUGGUCAGUGGAUCGUCGGCCCUGCCUCAGCCUGUGAUGGAGAAGUGGGAACAGAUCACAGGGCACCGGUUGUUAGAGAGAUACGGCAUGACGGAGACUGGCAUGCUUCUCACAAACCCCAUCGAUGGACCCAGAGUUCCAGGUUCAGUUGGUCACCCGAUGCCUAGUGUGGAGGUGUGUAUUGGCAGGCCUAACGUGUACACUGAGAUUGGAUACGAUAUCGUUGCACAGGGAAACAGCAAGAGAACAUCCUUGAAAUCAGGUGAGAAGGAAUAUUUUGGAGAACUUCUUGUGCGAGGUCCGAACGUCUUUCAUGAAUAUUGGAACAAGCCGGAAGCCACAAGACAAGCUUUUACCAAGAAUGGAUGGUUUAAAACCGGAGAUACAGUUGCUUAUGUGAAUGGAAGGUACAAGAUAAUUGGCCGAACAUCCGUGGAUGUUAUCAAGAGUGGUGGCCACAAGAUCAGUGCCCUGGAUGUCGAGCGACAUCUCUUGAGUCAUCCACACGUUGCGGACUGUGCUGUCGUCGGUCUGCCUGACCUGACCUGGGGUCAACGGGUCGCGGCCAUCUUGGUCUUGAAACCAGAACACAAACUUUCUCUCGGACAGCUCAAAGUGUGGGCUGCUGAUAAAAUUCCAUCGUACGAAAUCCCUACAGUUGUUAAGUGUGUUGAAUUCCUGCCACGGAAUGCUAUGGGUAAAAUCAAUAAGAAAGAACUUUUGAUGCAGAUCUUUCCCGAAUAUACAAAGCAACGAUGAAUCCAGUGUAGAAUGACUCCGAUUAAGAAUUGUCUGUUAUUUCUUUUACAUUUGAAGCCAUUCACACAUAAGUUUGCGGAUGAUUUUUUUUUCUUUUCAGACCCAGAUGAACAUGAAAGACGAUCCUUUUAAUUAAAUUUGAAACAUACUUACUAAUAAUAACACUAAAAGUUCACAUUUUAUUUGGAAGUAUUUUUUUUGUUCUAAAUAAUAACGCUGAACAAGACAAAGUACCAAUAUAAAAUGAUGUCAUCAGAUAUGAUGUUUCAUGACGAUGUAGUUUUUACGUUUAUCGAGAAAUGCAUUGAUAUGGCUGAACCAAUGAGAUGAUGUUAUAUUGUAAUGAAUGUAACAGAAAUUUAAUUAUAUAAUUGAUUGUAAAUUGGGUGAAAAUCCAUGCUUAUAAAUCCUGCAUCAUUUGUGUCCAUCCUUGAGUCUUAAACCGUAUACGCACACAUUAUUUUCUAGGUUAGGUUGUAUUUAAGUCAAUGUCAUGAACAUGUGCUAGGGUGCUUAUUUGCGAGAACCAGUCCUCCACAACUGGUCUAACAAAGGCUGUGGUAUGUACUACCCUGUCUGUGGGAUGGUGCAUAUAAAAGAUCCCUUGCUGCUAAUCGAAAAGAGUUUCCCAUGAAGUGGUGACAGUAGAUUUUCUCUCUCAGUAUUUGUGUGGUCUGACGCCAUAUAACCGUAAAUAAAAUGUAUUGAGUGUGUCGGUAAAUAAACAAUUUCCUUCCUUAUUUGCAAGAGAAUAAACCAUCGCAAAUAUUAAUCAGGUUUACAUUAUAUGUUUAUCCUCAAGCAUCUAGAAUACAUUGUCCUAUGUCGUCUAAGUAAUUAUUGGUGAAUAAUUUCUUCUUCAUUUAUAUUUAGUUUUUUCAUAAUGGUUAAUAAAAGGUUGUCUUUUAUUAAUUACUGUUAAUCAGAAGAAACAAAAAGCUUGCAAUUACAUUUUACAUCCAACCUCAUGUUGCAACAUUUAUUUGCAGAUAUUAUUUUUAUUGCAGAUAUACAUUACAGAUACCAACAGUUUUUCACAGAAUUUACAUGUAAAGUGUUUAUGUGCAACGUAAAAAACAAAUGUUGCAAUAUUAAUGUUUUAUACCCCAUGUUUUAUACUUUGGAGACUCUUCAUCUUUUCCAGUUGUGCUGAUCUAUCGUAAAUGUGAUCUCAUCUGGGAUUGAAGGGCUACCUCUGGCACUCACCAAAUUCGCCAAUUGCAAAUUUUAAAAACAAUUAGCGAAUUUUAUUUUAAUUUGGCAAAAUUAUUUUAUGUAAUAAUUAAUAUUUUUGUUAGAAGAGAACAGGAUUUCUUCAAUUUUUGAAGAUUUAACAGAUAAUUUGGAGAAAUGUUCUACUCGCCCAGAGCUAUCUCUGCUUUGAUUUUCCUUAAUUCCUACGCAGUUACACUGGGGUUUUUUCCCCUGGUUUUUGUGUGUGUGUUGUGUGUGUGUCUGUAUGUAUCUGUCUGUGUGUGCGUGUCGGUGUGAGUCUGUGUCUGUGAGUGUGUGUGUCUGUGUCUGUAUUUGUGUGUGUCUGUGUGAGUGUGUG